AUGGCUUGGCGGAGCCAACUUUUCUGGCUCCUCUCGCUGGCUAUAGCUCGAUCCUCGAUUCUUGCCGUGUACGAUGACUAUCGUUUGCCCAGGGCCUUGGAGUCUCAGCAUUAUGAUUUACGGAUUCUCACUCAUUUGGAUGAAUUGCGUUUCGUGGGCCUUGUGAGAAUCCAUCUCCUGGCACUAGAGUCUACCUGGAAUAUCACUUUGCAUGUCAAGGAUCUUGAGAUAGAUGAGGAACGGACAACAGUGAGCUCCUUUCAGGAUACAAACUGUGUGACCAGCAUAGAAACCCAUGAUCUUUACGACUUCUACACCCUGCACUUGUGUCGGGAGCUGGUAAAGGAUGAGGUUUACCAACUGGAAAUGCAUUUUGGGGCAAGGCUAAAUAGUUCGCAAUCGGGUUACUACAACAGUUCCUAUACGGAUGUGAAAAGCAAGAAAAUUCAUCAUCUAGCGGUAACACAAUUUUCACCAACAUUUGCUCGUCAGGCCUUUCCCUGCUUCGAUGAACCCUCCUGGAAGGCUACCUUUAAUGUUACUCUGGGAUAUCAUAGGAACUACACGGGAUUAAGUAACAUGCCAGUUUUGGAAUGCCAAGAGCAUGAAACCCUUGACAACUAUAUUUGGUGCAAGCAUGAAACCCUCCUGAGGACUUCCACUUACUUGGUGGCCUACGCAGUCCAUGAUUUGCAAAAUAGAACCAUAGCUGAGGAUAAUCAGACCCCGCACAGGAAAGUAAUCUUCCGCAACUGGAUGCAGCCGAAGAUGCUGGACAAAGAAAUGCCAUCCCUGGAAAUGGCACCCAAAUUAAUCACCUUUUUCGAGGAUCUCUUUCAGCUUAAUUUCCCUCUGACGAAAAUCGAUCAGUUAAUUGCUCCCGAUCACCGUUUUACAGCUAUGGAAAACUGGGGUCUGGUCACGUUCAACGAGUUUCAUUUGGGAAUCAAUCCCAAUGACGAUUUGCAGACAAAGAAGGACUCAAAUGCCUUUACCGCCGGUCAUGAGUAUGCGCAUCAGUGGUUUGGGAAUUCGGUGACUAUGAAGUGGUGGAACGAUCUCUGGCUAAAGGAGGGACCUUCUACAUAUUUCUCCUACAUGGCCAUGGAUGCUUUGCAGCCGGAGUUGGGCAGAGGAGAGGUAAUGAUUGCCCAGGAUCUACAGAACUUUUUUGCCAAGGACUCUAGUGGUUCAAUGCCAGCCAUCUCGAAGGAGGUACGUGAUCCUGCCGAAAUUCUGGGGCAGUUUAGCGACUACGUAUAUCAAAAGGGAUCGUUGAUGUUCCGGAUGCUGCACAAGGUGCUGGGAGAUAAUGUCUUUUUCCAGGGCAUUCGUUCUUACUUGAGGCAGAAUGCUCUGGGGAAUGUGAUUCAGAUGGAUCUGUGGAAAUCCAUGCAGGAGGCUGCUCAGCAGGGCAAUGUAAUCCCCGCAGACUUUAAUCUGAGUAAAGCCAUGGAUUCGUGGACCCUGCAAGGUGGCUAUCCUCUGGUUACCCUCAUUAGGGAUUACACGGGAACGGGCAGGGUAAAGCUCAAUCAAACAAGAUUCUUAAGAGGAAAGGAGACUGAAAGAAACUCUGGCUGCUGGUGGAUACCACUUAGUUUUAUCAGACAAGGCCUGCCCGAUUUCGAGAACACUAUUCCUCAGGCAAGUCUGGAAUGUCCUGCAGAGACCCAAGAAGUUCGGACUUUGCCGGAUCCACCAAGUUCCGAUGAAUGGCUCCUAGUUAACCCACAGGUUAGCUCCAUAUUCAGGGUUAACUACGACGAACACAACUGGCACUUGAUUAGCCAGAGUCUGUGGAAUGAUCCCAACUUUGGUGGAAUUCACAAGCUGAACAGGGCUCAGUUGGUGGAUGACAUUCUGGCCUUGGCUUCGGUUCGAAUUCGAAGCUACGACUGGGCCCUCAAUAUGCUUGGAUAUCUGAGGAAUGAGACGGAGUUUCUGCCUUGGAAGAGAGCACUGAAGCUAUUGAAAGACUUGGGAGCUUUGCUGAGUGGUCAAGAAAAAAAGAAUUUCAAGAUCUACAUGCAACAGCUACUUUCACCUUUGUACAAACGCUUCUCAAAGUUAGGUUUGAUAUUGAGGACCAUGCCAGCCACUAAGGAGAUAUCGUUCCUGCGAUUUGCUUACUCUCAGGCCUGCCACUACCAUGUCGAUGAUUGCAUCGAACAGGCCAAGAAACUGGCAAAAUCUCAGCAGGAGAUACCCUCCGAUUUUCGUGAAGUGGCAUAUUGUUCCUUGGUCGAAGAAGGCGGAGAGGCAGAGUUUCAGGAGGUAUUAACACUCUUCAAAAACGCCACCAAUGCUGCUCAACAACAGAUUUGGGCCUCUGUCCUCGGCUGCAGUCGUGACUUUAAACAUUUUAAGGAAUUUCUAAACUUUACCCUGGAAUCGGAUGAGAAAUCCAUUAGGCAUUGCUAUCUUUCAGCAGUAAAGAUGGCCUUAAGUAAGGAUUAUAUGACUUCCCAGACCAUUAACCUUAUACUGGGUCAAGCGAAAAUCAUAGGGGAAAAGUUUAAAAAGAAGGAGCUGACAGGCCUGCUGCUUAGUUUGGUGGGUCAGGUUCAAGAGCCCAUGGAAUUAGAGCAACUUAAUGAUCAGUUGAAGGACAUAAAGGCAUUCAAAGAACCUCUCAAGGAAGCCCUCGAUCUGGGCAACAUAAAUCAGCAAUGGCAAAAAGAUUGCGCCAGUGACUUUAGCCGGGCAUUGGAAAUAUAUCUAAGAAGGACUACACUUCUUUAA
Messenger RNA from Drosophila serrata, 2745 nucleotides. RefSeq names its product aminopeptidase N. Gene Ontology annotation, molecular function: metalloaminopeptidase activity; peptide binding; zinc ion binding. Lineage: Eukaryota; Metazoa; Arthropoda; Insecta; Diptera; Drosophilidae. Gene Ontology annotation, biological process: peptide catabolic process; proteolysis. Gene Ontology annotation, cellular component: cytoplasm; membrane. The record is from RefSeq and is a predicted model, not a curated record.